This is a messenger RNA of Xyrauchen texanus (razorback sucker), 2383 nucleotides long. RefSeq names its product GMP reductase 2-like. Lineage: Eukaryota; Metazoa; Chordata; Actinopteri; Cypriniformes; Catostomidae. The coding region runs from base 16 to 1200 and encodes 394 amino acids. Gene Ontology annotation, biological process: nucleotide metabolic process. The record is from RefSeq and is a predicted model, not a curated record. Gene Ontology annotation, molecular function: GMP reductase activity. Gene Ontology annotation, cellular component: GMP reductase complex. The transcript is spliced from 10 exons.
CAGUAAUAAGACUACAUGCGCUGUCAUUCAUAUAGGUCCACCCUCCAAAAAGAACCCCAUUUGACACCGGAAACCUGCUUUAAUCUUUCCCCUACUAGCUCUACAAGUAGUUGCACGGUUCCAGUUAGAGUCUCAAGGCCACCCUCUUCUGCAGCCAUGCCACGAAUCGAAAAUGAUGUCAAACUUGACUUCAAGGACGUGCUUCUGCGUCCCAAACGAAGCACUCUGAAAUCUCGCAGUGAGGUGGAUCUCAUGCGCAGUUUCACAUUCAGAAACUCAAAGGGCAGUUAUCGUGGAAUUCCCAUCGUAGCCGCCAACAUGGACACUGUGGGGACAUUUGAAAUGGCCUUAGCAUUACAUCAGUUUAGUCUCUUUACAGCCAUCCAUAAGCAUUACUGUGUGGAUGAUUGGAAGGAGUUUGCUACAAAGAACCCUGAAUGCUUACAGAGUGUAGCAGUCAGCACAGGGACAGGUGAAGGAGAUUUUGAGAGACUGGGGGCCAUUGUGGCUGCUGUACCUCAGAUUCAGUACAUAUGUGUUGAUGUAGCAAAUGGUUAUUCUGAACACUUUGUCAACUUUGUGAAAGAUGUGAGGCAGAAGUUCCCCACUCACACUAUCAUAGCUGGCAAUGUGGUCACAGGAGAGAUGGUGGAAGAAUUGAUUCUUGCUGGUGCUGACAUCAUCAAAGUGGGCAUUGGCCCAGGUUCUGUGUGUACCACUCGUAAGAAGACUGGUGUGGGGUAUCCUCAGCUGAGUGCAGUCAUUGAGUGUGCUGAUGCCGCACAUGGCCUGGGUGGACACAUUAUAUCUGAUGGUGGCUGUACCUGCCCAGGUGAUGUUUCCAAGGCAUUUGGUGCAGGGGCUGACUUUGUAAUGCUGGGAGGAAUGCUUGCAGGUCAUUCAGAGAGUGGGGGUGACAUCAUAGAGAAGAAUGGCACAAAGUAUAAACUUUUCUAUGGCAUGAGCUCGGACACAGCCAUGAAGAAGCAUGCAGGAGGUGUAGCAGAGUACAGGGCAUCGGAGGGCAAGACGGUUGAAGUGCCUUACAAAGGGCCUGUGGAUGUGACAGUAAGAGAUGUGCUGGGAGGAGUUCGCUCCACCUGUACAUAUGUGGGCGCUGGCAAGCUGAAAGAGUUAAGUCGUCGAACCACCUUUAUUAGGGUGACCCAACAACUCAACACUGUGUAUGGAAAUAACUAAGGCAGGCCAUUUCUGAGGUCUAACUGGGUCCUUAUUGGGCCAAAUCAUAACGACAGGUCAUUGUCAAAGGUCAUAUGCAUGUUCACACACCUCUUAUGCUCAUUUAGGGAUAUAUAAUUUGUAUUUUAGGGUUUGCACAGCUAUGAAAUUUUCAGUUGAAUUUACCAGGAGUUAAUAAGAACACAAUUACUUAAUUUUUCUUGCAUUCCAUCUAUUUUAAUUUUUACUUAAUUAUAAUAAAGGACACGGUUAAAAAGAAUGUGUUUAAUAUAUUACACCUUACUGAAAGUGUAUGUUUUGUGCAGCUUUUUUUUUUUUAAUUAUCACUGCCUUCAAACUGAAGUUGACUUCUGUUCAUUAGUUUUAGUCCAAAUGCUCUAUUAGAGACUUAUAUUUUAUCUUCAGGUACUAUUUUAGAAUGUGUUGUAAAGCUGAAUGUCUAUGCCUGAUGUUUUAUAUUUCUGUAACCUGAUAUUUUUGAUACAGUUAACUAUUUCCAUGCUAUUCACACUCACUGGACCAACUCAUAACCUUGAAAGGAUUACCAGUGUUAUCAGUGUAUUAUACUAUGCUAUAGACAUCUGUUAUACUAUAUAUCACCUAUUAUCUAUAUUGUCUCUAGAGUAGACUAUAUUUUCUAUUUUGUAGCAUACAUUUGAAGACCAAGGCCAUGGCAUUUUAUGCUUAGCAUACUAUGCACUCUCUUUUGCUGAAAAAUGAUAGUAGUAUUACAUACGUGAUUGUUGUAUGUAACCAACACAAGUGUAUUACACACACCUUUGAAAUCUUAAUAGGUUCCUGGCAUGGUAUUAGCAUAAUUGUAUGCAUUUAGCCCAAUUUUAUACUUGACACAUCUUGAUUAACCUUAAUAAUUGAAUCUUUACCUUUUUAUUUGUUUUUUACACACUUCAUAUUUCAGCCAUUCCAUUGCUGUUACUGUCCUCAUUGAUUAAAGUGUCUCUGAUUGUGAAGUUGCUGCCGGUGCAUGAAAUGUUGAAAGAAAGUCAGAUCUUGGCUAAUUAGUGGAUGAUUUAAUGUGAUCCAUAUUGAUUUGUAUCUUUUGUAUUGUUGUUAAAUCUGAUUGUUGUUCCAAAUAUGUCAUUUGGAAUAAUUGCACUUCAAAUUAUUUUAGAUUUUAAUCAAAUGUUAGCUUUCCUGUAUUGUAUUGCGAAAAUAAAACGGU